Messenger RNA from Salmo salar (Atlantic salmon), 3913 nucleotides. It is a transcript of the gene ervk-19, whose product is annotated as endogenous retrovirus group K member 19, envelope. The record is from RefSeq and is marked provisional. NCBI's taxonomy places the organism in Eukaryota, Metazoa, Chordata, Actinopteri, Salmoniformes, Salmonidae.
CGCAUCAAUGCCUGUCUCGUCAUUUAACAUUCAAACAUGGUGUCAGAGUCGGAUAACUAACCAUGCUUUCCGCAAAUGAAAGUCACCUGUUCUGGUUUACCCCCUAAAAAUGCUUAUUUGAGUAAAACUUCGCCGGACGCCGGAAUUGUCCUUAGCUAGAGUGAGUUCGCUAGUUAGCUUCAGUGUUGUUAGCACCGGUUAGACAUGGCAGCGAACAUUCCCCCUCCCGCCGUUAUUAAGCUUAGCGGAGACUGGAGCACAAACUGGGAUACGUUUAGAGGUGAAUGGGAGGACUAUGCACUACAACGGGACUUCAGGAAAAGGACGAUGAGGUAGUGGCUGCCACUUUGAUGACUAUAAUGGGAACAGAAUGCCGACACGUAUACAAACACAACCUGAACCUAACAGCAGCUCAGCAAGGUAACGCUACAGCUAUUCUUGAUGCUCUUGAACAUUACUUUAAGCCAGCAAAGAACGUUAUCUACGAGCGUUAUGUUUUCGGUUGUUGCAAACAGGAGGACGGGGAGUCAAUUGACAGCUUUGUUACUAGGCUAAGGGAAAAGGCAGCAACAUGUGACUAUGGUGCUUUAAGAGAUGAACUGAUCAGAGAUAAGAUAGUGCUUGGCAUAACUGAUGAGGGCCCCCGCAGACGUUUGCUGAGAGAACGUGACCUGACGCUGGUCUUGGCAGUGGAGACAUGCCGUGCAGCAGAGCUUACAGAUAUACGGAUAAGGUCCAUGGAACUAGAAAGACAGACAACAUAUGAAAUUCCCCUUUGCCACAGCUAAUGCUAAUACUACAGCCAACUCUGCAGCAGACAACCCCAAUACGUGCCGAUAUUGUGGCAUUUCUCAUGGAUGAGGAAAAUAACACUGCCCAGCCUAUGGGAAAAUAUGCAAAUCCUGUGGUACAGCUAAUCACUUCGCAAGGGUCUGCAUGAAAAGCAAGAGAAAGGAGGGUGAAGUGCACUCCAUUGAAACAAACACAGAUGAAGGGAACAACAGCACAGAGGAUGUAUAUGCUAGCGAGUGCAUAGGGGCAGUGAGGGCAAAAGGACAAAAGUGGUUUGUCAGUCUGCUACUUAAUAAUAAACCACAGCAAUGCCAGCUAGAUUCAGGGGGCACAUGUAACAUUAUGAGCCUUAAAGACAAAAGGAGGCUCGCGCCCAGAGAAAACUCACAGAGUAGCACCAAGCUGAAACUGUAUUCAGGACAGUUCAUGACCUCUUUAGGCCUGUUUGUGACAGAGUGUGUUUUACGUGGCCAGAAACACACCCUUGAGUUUGAAAUAGUUGAGGCUAGUCAACAGCCAUUACUGUCAGGUUCUACAUGCGAGCGCCUUGGACUUAUUAACUUCACCAUCCCAGCUGAUCUUAACAUUAUAGACGAUGUCCAGGCUGGGCCCCUGAACAAGGAGACACUCCUAAGCAAGUACCAUGAUGUCUUCAACGCACCAGUUUAAAGUGCCAGAGGUCCGCUUUCAUGGGCACAUCUUGUCCUUCACUGGAUUGAAGGCGGAUCCUGAAAAAGUGAAGGCUGUCUUGGAAAUGCCCCACCCAUCUGACGUGAAGGCAGUGCAGCGUUUCGUUGGAUUCGUCACCUACCUGGCCAAGUUCCUACCGCGGCUCUCUGAAGUGUGUGAGCCACUAAGGAGGCUCAUGGACAAGGACACCAUCUGGCAUUGGCUCCCAAAACAUGACGCAGCGGUGAGGGAAAUAAAACAACUGGUCACCCAGACACCUGUACUGCGAUACUACGAUGUGUCAAAACCUGUCACGAUUCAGAGUGACUCAAGCCAGUAUGGACUUGGCUGUUGCCUCAUGCAGGAGGGCCAGCCUGUGGCAUUCGCCUCUAGGGCACUCACCCCAACAGAGCAGAACUAUGCCCAGAUAGAGAAGGAGUGCCUCAGCAUUGUUUGCAUGCCAACGCUUCCACCACUACCUGUACGGGCGCAACAAUAUUACCGCAGAGACAGAUCACAAGCCCCUUAUUGCUAUAUUCAGCAAGCCUCUCCUGAAUGCCCCGAAAUGACUGCAGAGCAUGCUACUGGCCCUACAAAACUACAACCUCAAGGUGGUGUACAAGCCAGGGCCAGAGAUGUAUGUGAGUGACACGCUCAGCAGGGCUACUGCAUCAGGCACUCACACACGCUCCAUGCAUGAACGACACACAGUGUGCAGCUUACAAACAGAGCAAGUGGAUGUUGAACACAUCAACCAGGCUGACUACCUCAAUGUCACGGACCAGCGCCUUAUACAAAUCAGACAGCACACAGACAGGGACGAGCAACUCCAGGCAUUGAGGUCUGUGAUUCUGAUGGGCUGGCCCGACUGCAAGGAAGAAACUGCUUUAGCCGUCAGAGAUUAUUGGCCAGUCAAAGAGGAGCUCAGUGUUCAAAACUGAGUAAUAUUCAAGGGUCAGAGAGUCGUUAUUCCCCGGUCUCUGCGCCCUGAGAUGUUGGCGCGCGUGCACUCGUCACAUAACAAAUGAGGCCUGUUACAGACAAGCACGUGACACACUGUAUUGGCCAGGAAUGCAGAGUCAAAUCAAAGACUAUGUCAGUAAAUGCACAAUCUGCAAUGAAUAUGCCAUUGAGCAACAGAGAGAGACGAUGAUGUCCCACGAGCUACCGAUGCGCCCCUGGCAGAUAGUAAGUCUAGAUCUCUUCCAGCACAGUGGCGAAGACUUUCUGCUGGUAGUCGAUCAUUACUCAGACUUCUGGGAGAUUGACCUCCUCCCCGACCUCUCAGCAGAGACAACAAUCAAACGCUGCAAGGCUCAGUUUGCCCGCUAUGGCCAGCCAGAUAGGGUAAUUUCAGACAAUGGACCCCAAUUCUCCGGAGUUGAGUUCCGAAAAUUUGCUGCAGAUUGGGAAUUCGAGCACUUCACUUCAUCACCACGACACCCAAAAGCUAAUGGGAAGGCGGAGUCCGCAGUCAAAAUCGCAAAGAACCUCUGCAAAAAAGCUCUGCGAGAGGGCAAAGAUGCCUGGAAAGCAAUCCUGCAGUGGCGCAAUACUCUGACAGAAGGCAUGGAUAGCAGCCCGGCCCAGCGCCUCAUGGCACGGCGCUUAAAAGCAGCUCUGCCAGUAGCCAGCACUCUCCUGGAGCCAUGUGUGGUGACAGACGUGCUGGUGAAGCUACGUCACAGAAGACAGGUCUCCAAGUUCAUCUAUGACAAAUCAGCAAAAGACUUACCUGAGCUCAGGGUGGGUGAAACGGUGCGGAUGAAGACACUACCAGGGGACCGGACUGGCCUCUGGAGACUCGGAUCCUGUGUACAGAAAGUGGCACCACGCUCCUACUUGGUCGAGGUGAAUGGAUCACUGUACCUUCGUAACAGGGUUGACCUUCGGAUUGCUGAGCCAGCACCUACUCAGAACCCUGAUGGUCAAAGGGGUCGCAUGACAAAAGACAGAACCCCAGCAAGUCACAUGGGGCCUGAGGCACUGGGCGAAGAGCCAGGGGAUCACAGGUCGGCCGCUCCCUCGCCCAUCAAUACUCCCCUUAGACAGUCAGGUGACACGCCUGUGCGGGAACCCGCAGUCCUCGCAGACAAGUCUUUUCACGCUGUGGGCGUCUGUCCCAGCCACCAAAAAUACUUAAUCUGUAGGUUUCCCAUUAGGGAUUGUUGACAGACAGAGAUAAAAGUGAAGAGCGUAUCAAAAUGUGUUAAGUUGUUACCUGAAAAAAAAAAACUAAACUGUUCAUGUUGGAAAUUAUUACUAGGUUUGUUUUGUUAGUGAAUUGACAGCUCCUGUCCUAUUUUAUAAAAGGGAAGAUGUUAUGGGUGUAAGAUGGCACAGUGAUGCCAUCUGUUGGUAAAUGUUAAUUACUGCAACUCCAGUGUUUUUACCGGUGUGCUUGAAAUACCCGGAUGUAUUGCUAUAUACUGAACAAGACUGGUUACUCGCA